AUGACUUCUUUUGCCAAGAUCAAGUGCUACGCUGCGUCGUUUUUCGUGUUUUAUUUUUUGUAUCUUUACGUUUACAAGUGUCCAUCCACUCAUGAGAGCUUUUUGGAGCACACGCUUGGUAAAGUGAUCCACCCAUUUUCCCACUCUCACAACAAGUUAUGUGGCGCUGUCGACACCGCUAACGAGAAGGUCACGCCCUACGUCAACUCGGUUACCACCUUUGUUGGCGACAAGGUGCACUCCCACCCAUUUUACAAGCAAUAUCAAGUUGAGGCCAAGCUCAACUUGGUCAAGGCUCAAUACUUGCAACACGUUUACCCAUAUGUGAUCAAGUUGUUCCAAUUGUUUGAGAUUGUCGAAUACCAUAUUGCUGUGAAGGUGAAUGAGUUGUACGCUUUCUUUGAAAGCCACUUUCACAAGACGGUCGUGCCUCACGCUUCUAAGUUGAAGACCUCUGCUAUCGAGCACGCCGAGACUGUGAAGGAGCAGAUCAAGUCUAAAUUGGACUAG
Molecule: messenger RNA, 510 nt
Organism: Clavispora lusitaniae ATCC 42720
Lineage: Eukaryota; Fungi; Ascomycota; Pichiomycetes; Serinales; Metschnikowiaceae
Source: RefSeq, a predicted model, not a curated record